This is a messenger RNA of Athene cunicularia (burrowing owl), 1668 nucleotides long. RefSeq names its product UDP-glucose ceramide glucosyltransferase (gene UGCG). NCBI's taxonomy places the organism in Eukaryota, Metazoa, Chordata, Aves, Strigiformes, Strigidae. The transcript has 9 exons. Gene Ontology annotation, biological process: glucosylceramide biosynthetic process. Gene Ontology annotation, cellular component: membrane. Bases 1 to 1116 code for a protein of 371 amino acids. The record is from RefSeq and is a predicted model, not a curated record. Gene Ontology annotation, molecular function: ceramide glucosyltransferase activity.
AUGAGAAAACACACUAUUUCUCCUUACAGACGCCUCCACCUCAAUAAGAAAGCCACAGACAAACAGCCGUACAGCAAGCUUCCUGGUGUUUCACUUUUAAAGCCACUAAAAGGUGUGGAUCCUAACCUGAUCAACAACUUAGAAACCUUCUUUGAACUGGAUUACCCAAAAUAUGAAGUACUACUCUGUGUACAAGAUCAUGAUGAUCCAGCUAUUGAUGUGUGCAAAAAGCUCCUUGGCAAAUACCCGAAUGUUGAUGCUAGACUGUUCAUAGGUGGCAAGAAGGUUGGCAUCAACCCCAAAAUUAACAAUCUAAUGCCUGGCUAUGAAGUUGCCAAAUAUGAUCUCAUAUGGAUUUGUGACAGUGGAAUCAGAGUAACACCAGACACACUGACGGAUAUGGCCAAUCAAAUGACUGAAAAAGUAGGCUUGGUCCAUGGGCUUCCUUAUGUUGCAGACAGACAGGGUUUUGCUGCUACCCUUGAACAGGUUUAUUUUGGAACUUCCCAUCCAAGGUCAUAUAUUUCAGCCAAUUUAACGGGCUUUAAGUGUGUAACAGGAAUGUCCUGCUUGAUGAGGAAGGAUGUCUUGGACCAAGCUGGAGGACUGAUAGCUUUUGCACAGUAUAUUGCUGAAGAUUACUUUAUGGCCAAAGCUAUAGCUGACCGGGGCUGGAAACUUGCAAUGGCCACACAGGUUGCAAUGCAAAACUCUGGUUCAUAUUCUAUUUCUCAGUUUCAGUCCAGAAUGAUCAGGUGGGCCAAACUGCGAAUUAAUAUGUUACCUGCCACAAUAAUUUGUGAGCCAAUCUCAGAGUGCUUUGUUGCCAGUCUAGUUAUUGGAUGGGCAGCUCACCACGUGUUUAGAUGGGAUAUAAUGGUAUUUUUCAUGUGUCACUGCUUGGCGUGGUUUAUAUUUGACUACAUUCAACUCAAAGGUGUUCAGGGUGGUGCUCUGUGUUUUUCAAAACUUGAUUAUGCAGUAGCUUGGUUCAUCAGAGAAUCCAUGACAAUUUAUAUCUUCCUAUCUGCUUUGUGGGACCCCACUAUUAGCUGGAGGACAGGACGCUACAGAUUACGUUGUGGAGGCACUGCAGAAGAAAUUCUAGAUGUAUAGCCACAGCUUUGUAACUGUGAAUGUCAAAAAGAGAAGGGGGGGAGAAAAGUAUUAUAAAUUGUUUAUAUAAAUACUUUUAAGAAAAUCUACCUUCAGUAGUUUUACUACUUGUAUGUUUUAGUAUCUGUUCUUUUAAUUUAUUUUUGCAUGGCACUUGCAUCUGUGUAAAUACAUCUGUAGUCUUGGCCAAAUGGUACCUUGUUCCUAUGUACAACUAGAAAUGGAGAGAAUUGCUCCUGACAUACUUUCUUACAGGAAUGCUCUGCAGUAAACUUCAUUAAAAAAGAAAGAAGUAUCCUGAAUAGGAACAGCUUCUUACUCCAUGGUGUGCUAGCCUAGCAAAUCCAGGAUUCACAUAAGCUGUUUUCCAGAUGGAUUGUACAAGGCUGUACCUAGCAAAAUCUCAGAAGUACAGCUGAUUUGUUUUAUUCCACUAAAUUGAGCUAGUAACAGGACCAUGGGAAAGAAGCUCUUAAAUGCUUUAUGCCUACCUCUUGCAGUUGCUGCAGAACAAAAUGAAUGGAAAAGGUAAAAACGCUUUGCAAAAACAAA